Molecule: messenger RNA, 1023 nt
Organism: Alternaria triticimaculans
Lineage: Eukaryota; Fungi; Ascomycota; Dothideomycetes; Pleosporales; Pleosporaceae
Exons: 3
Coding region: 1-1023 (340 amino acids)
Molecular function (GO): DNA binding
Source: RefSeq, a predicted model, not a curated record
AUGUCGCCGCCGAUAUACCCCAACGAUGAUGAACGCCUCGAGCGUCCCUUGCGCUCCUCCAUGGGCGCUGGCAAGUCGGCAUACAACCUCACUGGCCUCGAUAACACGCCGCCUUCCGAACAUCAAGCCAACGACAUCCUUCCCACCGUACACGCGCACGCGAACUCUAGCCACGGCCUACCGCUGCAACUCACAGAAGGCUCAGCCAAUCCUCGACAUGGUCAGCCGCUGGUCGAUACAAACGCACCCGAGCACUUCAUUCCCUCCACGCCUUCGCCGCCACCAUCGUCCCCUGAUGAGGUUCGGUGCGGACAGUGCAAUGUGCCGUUCACUGGUGACGACAUGACGAACAACCUCGCACGACACAUACGGACCAAACAUCCAUCGGCCAACGAGAGCCCUUUGAUGUGCAAGAAGUGCAAGGUCGUGUGUACUCGCAAUGAUGCCCUGUUGAAGCACGAGCGCAAGUGCCAGCCGGGCCUACACCCCGAUCCCGUCAAGAGAAAGAAGAACAAAACGGACACUGCUACGACUCCCUCACGCAGGGCCAACAAGAGCUCUAUACCUCGUCGCCGACCAGCCAAGAGGCCUGCCCCAGCCAAGUUCCCCUCGGCACCGCAGACCCCUCAAACCCAUGCACCCGCAGCACACCCAAUCCAGACCUCGUAUACUCUACCCGACAUACAGCAAGCACCAGGUGAGGGUUCACUCGCACACGACUUUUUCAAUAUCAGGGGCGCUGGAAAUGGGCUUUCGAUACCAUCCCAGUCGUACGAUCCUGCAGCAGGCGAGGAUCAAGACUUUCAGCAACUCCAUAAUGAUCUCCAGCAAGCAGUAGAAGCGGCACCACUCCACCAAGCUGUGUGGCCCUUCCAGUUCGGCCAGCAGAAUCUUGCGCCAUACAAUGCCGUCCGACAGGAAGGCUGGCCAUCGCCUCAGCAUUUGUAUCCUCUUCGCCCUGCCCAUGGUUUCGGGCACCCACUUUCGCCAGUAAAUUGGAUCAACCCCAUCACAGCCCUCUAG